ACGUUACAAACAAUUCACACAAGACGAAUAAACCAUACCCUGACGCAAGCAAAAUGGUCCUCAUCUCCAACAUCUUGACCCUCCUGGUCACGGCAGCCAGCGGCUACGCCGUGUACUUCUCGGCUCAGUCCAUCCCAAAGCUUCAAAAGUAUGAGCAGACAGCCGAGAAGGCUGCCGAAUGGAGCAGCACCGCCAAGAAGCAGCUCUGGGAUACCCGCUACACCGUCGGCGCCGGCUUCAUCUUUUCCCUCUUCUCACUCUACAACGGCCUGAGCUUCGUGCUCUUCACCUCUAGCAAGCUUGUCUUCCGCAACACCGCCUGGGCUCUCGUCCCCGCCGCCGGCUCGUACGGUAUCAGCCUCUACAUGCGCUCGUACUGGAACAACAAGGCCAAGAUUCCCAUGCUCGAGGAGUACAAUCGCGCCAUUGAGGAUUCGACCCAGGUCUCCAAGGCACUGGAUGUCCUUGUUCUGGGCUGGUUGGUCGUGGCCCCGCUGAAGCUCUUUGGCGUCUAGACGUCUACGUGUGUCAAUUACCUGACGCCUCCUUGCGACAUCGAGGAUCCUGUAGCACGAGACACAAGCCUAAGCCUCUUUUCUCAUCAUAGCCGAACAACGAAUGUUAUAGAUAAUGAUGCAAGGAACAUGAGCACUCCCCUCC
Messenger RNA from Verticillium dahliae VdLs.17, 660 nucleotides. RefSeq lists its product as uncharacterized. The transcript is spliced from 2 exons. The record is from RefSeq and is a predicted model, not a curated record. Bases 54 to 515 code for a protein of 153 amino acids. Lineage: Eukaryota; Fungi; Ascomycota; Sordariomycetes; Glomerellales; Plectosphaerellaceae.